AUGUCGGAAGAUAAGUCCCAAGCUUGGCGGAUCCGGAAUAAGGUCCAAGGGGUUUGCACUGAUGAGGGCAUCGACCAAAACCUUUCGCUCGAGGAAGUACCUAAACCCAGCCCAAAGGAGGGCCAGAUUCUUGUCCGAAUUCAUGCUGCCUCUCUCAACUACCGAGACCUCCUGGUUUUGACUUCAGACCCCGUAUACCUUGGCGGUGGCCCCGAUGAUGGCAUAGUCCCACUCGGUGACGGCGCUGGUAUUGUUGUCGAAGUCAAUUCGCCAACAUCGAGAUGGAAAGUGGGCGACAAGGUCAUCAACGCUACCAAUUCGUCUUGGAAAGCUGACCAAACUCAAGCUGCUUUUGAUAUCAAAGUCGGUCUGGGUGGAAAGAACAUUGACGGGGUUUUGCAGCGUUAUGCUGUCUUUGAUGAUGAUGCACUGGCUCCUCUGCCCUCUCACCUGUCCUUUGAGGAAGCUGCAGCUCUUAGCGGUCCGUAUGUAUCCGCUUGGAACGCGCUUUUCGGAGGCCCUCAACCACUGAAAAGGGGAGAAACUGUGGUGAUUCAGGGUACUGGUGGUGUGAGUGUUGCCGGGAUACAGAUCGCCGUCGCUGCUGGGGCUGAUGUCAUCGCCUUCUCAACCUCAGAGGAGAAACUCGAUCUUCUUCGGAAACUUGGUGCCAAGCAUGCCAUUAAUUACAAGAACAAUCCCAACUGGAGUCGAGAGGUUCUCGACUUGACCGGUGGUCGUGGUGCUGACCAAGUCCUUGACGUUGUCGGUGCUUCGACCAUUGCAGAGUCGUUACGUGCACUACGACAGGAUGGCCUUGUAUCAGCUAUUGGCUUCAUGUCUGCCUCUGAGAAACACGAUCUAAUUCCGGAACUUAUUUUCGGUGCCAAGACGACCUGGGCAUGCUCCAGGAUCUCAGUGUCUUUGUUGAGACACGAGAUCAAACCAAUCAUUGCGGAAGUCUUUGAGUGGAAUGAUGCUAAGCUGGCUUAUAAAGUCAUGCUUGCUCAAGAAAUUUGUUGGGAAGAUUGUAGUCAAGGUCGAGUGAGAGUAUUCAUAUUCAUUAAUAUACGAUAG
Colletotrichum scovillei is the source of this 1077-nucleotide messenger RNA. Its product is annotated as alcohol dehydrogenase. The transcript is spliced from 3 exons. Bases 1 to 1077 code for a protein of 358 amino acids. The record is from RefSeq and is a predicted model, not a curated record. Gene Ontology annotation, molecular function: oxidoreductase activity. NCBI's taxonomy places the organism in Eukaryota, Fungi, Ascomycota, Sordariomycetes, Glomerellales, Glomerellaceae.